AGUAGUCGAUGGGCCUAUCUUGAGUUCGAUCAUCCAGAGAAAAAUGGGGGAGAAAUAUGCCGUGAAGCUACAUGCUAUCAUGAUUGCAGUCCCUUACCAAGGUCACGCCAACCCAUUUACCCAUCUCGCAAUCAAGCUAGCUUCAAAGGGCUUUACCAUCACUUUUGUUCAUACUGAAGAUGCUCACCAUCGAAUAUCCAAAUCCUACCAGAAGCGUAACAGCACAAGUAAUAGCAACGAGGUUGAUAUCUUCUCUGAAGCUCGUGAUUCGGGCCUUGAUAUACGUUACACGACCAUCUCCGAUGGCUUUCCUUUGGAAUUCGACAGAAUCCAUAACAUCGACGAGUACUGGGAGUCUAUGUUCCAUGAUUUUCCAUCUCGUGUCGAUGAAUUUAUUGGGAAUUUGAUCGAGUCGUCUGACCCGUCGUUGGUGCCGUUCCUGGUUGCUGAUACUGUUUAUUCAUGGCCUGCAACGAUUGCCAAGAAGUACAACCUAGUGAACGUCUCAUUCUGGACAGAGCCAGCCUUGGUAUUUGCUAUUAGUAAUUAUUACUUCGACCUUCUAAGUACAAAUGGUCAUUUCCCACGUACAGAUGAUCCCUUGUACUCCAUUGAUUACAUUCCUGGAGUUGAGUUGAUUAGUAACAAGGACUUGAUGCCGUAUCUUCAUGAAGUUGACACCACAACAGUCACUCACAAGAUUCUUAUCAAGGCAUUUGAGGAGGUUAAGAAGGCAGAUUUCAUCUUACACAACACAGUGCAAGAACUAGAACUCUACACUCUAUCUAUCCUGAACCAAAAACAACCAACAUAUGCAAUAGGUCCUGUCAAUUUGUCCUCUGAGUGUAUCAAAACCCGUGUAUCCAAGAGCCUAUUCUUUGAAAUAGACUGCUCCAAAUGGCUCGAAUCAAAGCCUCCCGGCUCAGUCUUGUAUGUCUCAUUUGGUAGCAUUGUUCAGACCAAUAAGCAGAUAAUUGAAGCGAUAGCUCAAGGACUUCUCCUUAGUGAAGUAAGUUUUAUUUGGGCAAUUCGCCCCAAGAUUGUUAGCUCCACUGAUGACAAUGAAAAUGUUUUACCAGAUGGAUUUGAGGAUAAUAUUAAGGAUAAAGGGUUAAUUGUCCCCUGGUGCAAUCAAAAUGCCGUCCUCUCCAAUCCAGCAGUUGGAGGAUUUCUAACACACUGCGGGUGGAAUUCAAUAUUGGAAAGCAUGUCAUGUGGUGUUCCAAUGAUUUGUUAUCCGAUAAUGUAUGAUCAGCCCACUAACCGAAAAUUGGUGGUUGAUAAUUGGAAGAUUGGAGUUAAUCUCUGUGAUGGCGUAUCUGUUAAUGGGGCAGAAGUAGCAUCGAAGAUUAAGCAGCUAAUGUGCGAAAAAACAUCAGUUGGCAUCAGGAAUGAGAUGAUGAAAUUCAGGAGCAUACUGCAUGAUGCGUUGGCUGAGGAGGGAUCGUCCAACCGAAAUUUUGAUCAAUUUAUCCAGGAUUUAAGACAUAAAAUGCAUGCUUAGAAGGAGAAUGUAUCAUCAGAAAUUCAGAUGUUCUUGUGGAAUUGAGAAAAUGUCGGAAUUACAUAUUUUGACAUCUAGGAAUAUAAUGUUGUCUGUAUUAUAUUA
Sesamum indicum (sesame) is the source of this 1609-nucleotide messenger RNA. RefSeq names its product UDP-glycosyltransferase 86A1. Lineage: Eukaryota; Viridiplantae; Streptophyta; Magnoliopsida; Lamiales; Pedaliaceae. Gene Ontology annotation, molecular function: quercetin 3-O-glucosyltransferase activity; quercetin 7-O-glucosyltransferase activity. The record is from RefSeq and is a predicted model, not a curated record.